AUGGCAAAACUAGGCGUUUGUCCGUGUGGAUGCGAUGCAUUACAGUCUCGUUAUAUUUUACAUUCACCGAGCGAGCCAUGCUGUUGCUGCACUUAUGAUCCUUUCAAUGAUAAUUCGAAGGACUCGGAGAUUCGUGAUCUUUCGUUUGCCCUUAAAAAGCUAGCAGCGAUGCGCUGUCAAACGAAGAAAUGGCGGAUGGAGAGACUUCAGCUCGAAAGCGAAACUAGGUCUCUGAAACAAGCCCUACAAUCAUUCGGUGUUGACACGAACGUAGCGUUAAAACCCGAUCCUCUGAUCGUACAUUAUCGCCAAGAGAACGAAAGAUUACAAAAUGCAAAUGAAGAGCUCGAGGAAAAGCUGAAGGAUCUCGAGGAGAGUUUUGCCGAACGUGAGUGUUGGGAAGAUCCUGAAGAGGAGGUUAUAUAUGUCAGGGAGAAGAUGAAAACGUUGAAAGAACGUUUCCUUGCUGAAAAGAAACAAUUCAAAGAAAUGAUAAGCAAACUGCGAUUGAAGCUGGCCGAAGCGGAAGAUGAUACUUCUUGUGCAGCUUUGAAUCGUCUAAGAGCAAAAUUACGAGAAUUGAUGAAGAAUGGCGAAGAAGCGGAUCAGCAGGUCGCGGAUGUCGUCGAAAAGUCUAUGGAUACGAUGCUUGAUCUUUCGAAUGGCUGCGAGAAAUUGAAGUUAGAUAACGAACGACUUUACCGUUUAUUGGAAGAUCUUGGUAUGAGUUCGGAAGAGAUCGAUGAAUAUCUGAAAAAUCUUUCCAGUGAUCCUAUAACGUAUAGAAUCAACGAUAACGUAGAAGCUAUCCAAGAAUCACCUCAGAACAAGUUACUGAAUCUCGAAAAAAAAUUGAAAGAUUGCGAAGAAGCUAUGAAAUAUAUGAAAGAUCAGGUAGACGAAAAGAAUGCUACCCUCGAGUCUUUAAGGAAAGAAUUAGACAGAGAGAAGAGUUCUUCUACCGCUAUUGCAUCGGAUCUUGAUAAGAUUUCUGUAAGCUACAAGACUUUGAUGGAAGAAAUAGUUGCGGCAAAGGCGGAACUUCAAAGAAAAGACGAAAAAAUAUAUGAUCUCACUCAUGAACUUAGACAAUCGACGAUUAGUUUGCAAGAUAUGAAUAAGUUGCAAAAAGAAAUAGAAGAUGUUAAGCCUCAAUUGUACAAUCUCGAAGUUGAGAAAGAUAAUCUUUUGGAAGAAUUAGCAAAGAUACGUGAGAUCGUUACCGAAAGAAAUGACCAGAUUAUCAAGAUCCUCGAAUCGAAAGAAAAAUCAGAGAAGGAUUAUAUAACGAAGUUGGGUGAUUUGCAAGAAAAAUUGGAUGCAAAAUUAUUGGAUGAAACUAGCUUGAAGAAAUAUAUCGCCGAUCUUGAAAAUGAACUAACCCGAUUUCGAGAUUUAACGGAAGAUUUAGAAGAGCAACGUAUACUUAACGAGGAAUCUUCGAAGAUAAUCAAAGAUUUGGAAGACGAAUUGGCUACGUUAAGAAAUAACUUAAAGAAUUUAAAAGAUGAAAGAAAUGAUAUCAUUUCUAAGUUAGACGCUAUGAAGAUCGAAACCGAUGAAUUGAAGAAGCGGCUUGCCGAUGAAGAAAAAUUGAAAAAUGAUCUCAAUAAUAAACUCGAUGCGAUAGGAACGGAGAUGGAAAAUUUACGUAAAGAAAAUUUCAAUUUUAAUGAACAAUUGAAAGAAUUACAUAUGGAGAAAAAUGAUAAAGAAAAAGCUUUGGAAGAAGUUAAACGUUUGGAAAGUGAACUUGUAUCAACGAAGGCUCAGAAAGAGAAGGCUGAAAAGGACAAUGUAAUGUUACGCGAGGAACUGGCGAAACUUAACGAAAAGAACGAUAAAUUAAUGGGUGAAAACGAGUCACUGAAGAAAAAAAUAGAAGAGUUCGAUGGCGUACUCGAGGCGUUGAAUAAAUGUAAAGAGGAAAAUAAUAGUUUGAGAGGUAGGAUAAACGAGUUGGAGUCUAUAAAUAAUGCAUCGAAGGAAGAGAGUGAACGAGCAAAGGCGGAUGCUGAGAAGAUAAAGAACGAGAGUAUAGCGGUGAAGGACGCACUUGAUAAGAUGAUAGAGGAGUUGGAUAAACUUAAAGAUGAAAAUGAACGCUUGAAAAUGCAAAAUGACGAGAAUGCUCGGCUCAAGCCCGAACUAGAAAAUUUGAGGUCUGGAAACGUGACUCUUAAAAAAGAAUCGGAUACGUUAAAAGCAAAGCUCGACGAUACAUUAGCCGAAUUGGACAUUGAGAAAUUGGCAAGAAACAACGCUGAGAAAGAAUUAAUGACUCUUAAGAAUGAGUUGAAAAAUUUGCUGGUUAAGAUCGACGAAUUGAAAAAAGAAAAUGAAUCUCUCAAAGAGGAGAAAGAAGAAUUAAAGAAAACGCUGUUAAAGUUUGGCGAUGACUUGUCAAACGUGAAGAACGAAAAUUUAGAAUUGAUUAAGGAAAUGGAUACGUUAAAAGCUCGAAUAGUUGAUCUCGAUAAUCAGAUUUUCAAAUUAGAAGAAGAAAUUGAGCAUUGGAAAACGGAAAGUUGUAAAACCGGUUUAAGCGUUGAUAAAUUGAAGAAAGAUUUAGAGAAAGCUAUGAAAGAGUCUGUCGAAUGUCAGGUAUCUAAAAAGUUAUUGGAACAACGAGUUUCUCAAUUGGAGCAAGACAAUUUGAAACUUGAGAAACACAACGAAGAUAUAUUAUAUCAAUUAGAUCAUUUGGAAAAGUCUCAUGAACUCGACAAAUCAUUGAAAGAAGAAGUCUUAAAAGACCUCAACGUAAUGAAAAACGAGAAUAUCAGUUUGAAGGAUGAGUUAUCAGCAUUGAAGGCUGAAUUAUUGAGACUCAGAGAGGAGAACAAAGAUCUGAAAGGUUCUUUAGCAAACACCUUGCAACGAUUGACAUCGGCCGAUUCUGAAAUAGAGAAGCAGAAAGCUGAGAUCUUAGCAUUGAGAACUGAGAAUACUUCGAUGAAAGGGGAAGUUGAGAGAUUGAAGGACGAAACGGAGAAAUUCUCGAGAGAAGCAGCUAAGUUAGAAACGGAUUUGGCGAGCUUGCAAAGCGAGAAUGACAACCUAAAGGUCGGCCAGCAGAAGCUUCAAGAAGAUUACGGUAAACUUAGGGGCCAGGGAGAUGGGCAACUGAUCGAAAUCGAUAAACUGAAGUCUGAGUUAGCUGCAGAAAGAUCUAACGUUGAUAAACUCAAAACAGACUUAUCUUCUUGUCAAAAAGAAAAUCUUGAAAUAAUGGGAGAGUUGAGGAAGCUUAGAGAAGAGAAGGAAAAGUUGUUAAAACAAUUAGAGACUGAUGAAAAAAUGCUAUCGGAUACGAUGAAUAAAUUGAAGAAUGUAGAAGAGAAGGUAUCAAAGUUGGAAGAAGAAAAAUUUAAUCUUCUCGACGAGUUGACGAAUUUAAGGGCAAAAAUUGAUAAUCUCGAAAAACAAUUGAAUACUGAAAUAAAUAUUAAAGAAGCAGCAAUAAGAGAUUGUAACGCUUGCAAGGAAGAAUUGGCCGCAUUGAAAGAGGAAUUGGCAAGAUUACGCGUAGAAACGGGAAAAUUGCAAACUGAAAUGGACAAAUUGAAAAUCCAAGCGGACGAUGCGAAUAAACUGCUCGAAAAUUUACGUAAGAAAGAAGCAGAUUUAAAAUCGGACGGUGAGAGAUUGAAAAAAUCUCUCGAGGAUGCGGAAUCGAAGAUAGGAUCAAUGAAAAAGGAAAUUUCUGACUUAUCGGCGGAAAAAUCUAAGGUGGAUAAAAUGAUCGAAGAUUUGCAGCAUCAAAGAGAUCUUUUUGCAACACAAAUCGAUGGCUUGAAGAGAGAACUUGCAGAGUGUAACAAGAUGAGGGAUGUCUCGUUAAAGGAUAUUGAAACUCUACGAGAAUUGGAGAAAGAAUUAUCCCGGUGCCAAGAGGACAGAGAAAAAUUAAAAUCGGAAAACGAAAGUUUGAAGAAAGAUAUUAAUAAGACACGUACUGAUCUCCAAGCAUUGGACACAAAUUAUCGUCAAUUGAAAACUAAAAUGACGGAUGAUUCAGAAGCUUCGAAAAAAGAGAUAGAUCGAUUGAAAUUAGAGAACAUCGAGUCGAAGCUUCAAUUAGAUGAUAUCAAAAAGAUUAACUUUGGCCUGAAAAAAGUCUUACCUGUACCAGUAAGAGAAGAUAAAUCAACGCUUUCGGAUGAUAGUGAUUUUAUAAUCGAAGUGAUCGAAGCGAUGAUGAGAAAAAUAAAACAACAAAACGACGGUUUGAGUCGUGUACGAAAUUACGUGAUGUUUUUAACUGGUAAAAUAGAAGAGAAGCCGAAAAUGGCUUCAACUUUUGAAGAGGAUGAUGAUUUCGUUCGAAGAUUACUUUCGCCUUUCGAUAUAUUGCUGCCGAUUUUCCAUGAACUAUCCGAUAAUAUUUAUCGUGUUGAAAUCGAGAUACAAGAAUUGGAUGAUCUACGGAAACCUAUGAGAGAGGAGGACGAAAAUUUGAAGAAGUCAUUGACACUAACACAAAUGGCAGAUCUUCACGAUAAAAUUUGUUUACUUACGUCGAGUAUGGUUCGAGACGAUAACGAUAGACCAAGUUUCGAUCCUGUUUUUACCGUUCCUUGUCCUGGACGAAGUCCUUCUCAAGAAGAUUACGAUGUUUUGAACAAAAGAAUUGCUGCGUUGCAAAGGCAAAUAGCCGAGAAACAAAUGGAAGCAUCUUGGAAACUGCAGGAAUUAAAGAAUGCUCUUCGUUUCGAACAGGCGAAUCUUAUAAGAAUAUCUGACGAAAUGAAUUUGGAGAGAAAGCGAAAUUUGGCUCUUCAACUUACUAUGGACGACGGCUUCGUAAUCUCGAAUCAAGAGAAGUUAUCGAAUUAA
Molecule: messenger RNA, 4839 nt
Organism: Polistes canadensis
Lineage: Eukaryota; Metazoa; Arthropoda; Insecta; Hymenoptera; Vespidae
Product: myosin-10-like
Exons: 10
Coding region: 1-4839 (1612 amino acids)
Source: RefSeq, a predicted model, not a curated record